AUGAAGUGGGUCGUUAAAACGUCUCCAGGGGCUGUCACCCGGCGGAGCGGAAAAAUGGCAACUUUACGGCUCUCCGGCGGCUGUCACUCGACGGAGAAGAGCUGGAUGGAGGUGGGGCGCAUGUUAGGGAGCUUCAUCCUCAGGUCUGCACAGCAAGAGGAGGCGCUUCAUCGCAUCUGGUACGCUCUCAAGAGGUGGCGACUGGUCUCCCAGCAGAUCAUCCUCUUCCUGACGACGGCUUGUUCGUCGAUCAAUUGGAGAUCAUUUACUCGAUGGAUUCGCGAUCCUUUUAUCGCGAAUUGUUCAAUAAUUUUAGUAGCAAUGCUCCGUGAAUCGCAUUGAUAAAUUUUUGCCGAUGAUCCAGCGAUUCUCGUUGCUUAAUCCUUCAUCAGUGAUCUGUAGAAAAGUCACGAUAAUUAGAUAAAAAUAUAUGAAUUUUGACUCUAGAAGGAUUCGAACCCACGCCGGUCGCCCACCUGUGAGGAAGGUGUGACGCGGGUUUAGUCCCACAUCGGUUGUUGACAUGACUCAAUCGUUGUAUAUUAAAUCACACAAAAAUAAAAUUUAUAAAACUAGAAAAUACGAAUUUUCGGAUAUUUAGAAGUAUUUCUAAAUAAAUAUAUAAAUUAUAAUUCAAUAAAAAUUCCAAAAAUAGUAGUAAUUUUCCAGGUCAAUCACAGGGAUGUAAUAUAAUAUCUGGUAAUUAUUCAGAAUUUUUCUCAAUGAAUACGAUUUUCUUACGAAUUUUAUACUAGGAAAUAAAAAUGAAAUAUAUUUAAAAUUCACGAAAAAAAGGAAAUAAGGGUGCGGGCAUCAGGAUGACGUCAGCGCCCUGCGAAUGCAAAUCAGGCAGAAACAGAGUUCCGCUCGGUGAUUCUUACGUAAGUGAUUACAGAUGACUUAAUUAAUCAAAUUAAGAUCAGUAAAAGCCAGAAAAAUCAUAUUUGAACGAAGUAUAGUUUGGUAAAUUAAAAUCACACAAAGUAUCACUAAAUGAAGCGUAAAUUAAAUUGAAAGCAGGAAAACAGAGUUCCGGCGUCGCGACGGCAAUGCGUUGGCGAUGCACCGGAAUCUUGAGCGUUCGGGAGGAUCGUCAUGUAGUGUCCACGGCCUCGAAGGCUCUCCUUGGACAAAGACAAUGUGGGCAAUCUCUAGAUCUUCUCGCGAAGUCUAGAGAUCAAUGAAGUGGGUCGUCGAAUCGUCUCCGGCGGCUGUCACCCGGUGGAGCGGAAAAACAGCGACUUUGCAGCUCUUCGGCGGCUGUCACCUGA
Messenger RNA from Spirodela intermedia, 1271 nucleotides. Lineage: Eukaryota; Viridiplantae; Streptophyta; Magnoliopsida; Alismatales; Araceae. The record is from the annotation of a GenBank genome assembly.